This is a messenger RNA of Rosa rugosa (rugosa rose), 1331 nucleotides long. Its product is annotated as myosin-17-like. The coding region runs from base 264 to 899 and encodes 211 amino acids. Gene Ontology annotation, biological process: actin filament organization; vesicle transport along actin filament. NCBI's taxonomy places the organism in Eukaryota, Viridiplantae, Streptophyta, Magnoliopsida, Rosales, Rosaceae. The record is from RefSeq and is a predicted model, not a curated record. Gene Ontology annotation, cellular component: vesicle; actin cytoskeleton; myosin complex. Gene Ontology annotation, molecular function: ATP binding; actin filament binding; microfilament motor activity. The transcript is spliced from 11 exons.
AUUUCUGGGAUUGCAAGAUAGUAGUGUAUGAAUGGACAGGAAAGUGUAGGAGUUGCCAAGGCUCAGGAUAUGCUAGUUAUUAUAAUAAAAGAGGGAAGAAAAAUGUUUGCAAAUGCAUACCUUGCCAAGGAAUCGAUGGAACAGGAAGAAUACACGAAGAAGAAAUCAAUUGGAGCUACAUUGAGUUUGUUGAUAACCAAGAUGUGCUGGAUUUGAUUGAAAAUAAACCUGGAGGAGUAAUUUCCCUCUUGGAUGAAGCCUGUAUGUUUCCUAAAUCCACACAUGAGACGUUCGCUCAGAAGUUAUACCAGACAUUCAAAAACAACAAGCGGUUUAUCAAACCUAAGCUUUCUCGAACUAGUUUUACCAUCUCUCACUACGCAGGAGAGGUGACUUAUCUAGCUGAUCAGUUCAUUGAUAAAAACAAAGAUUAUGUGGUGGCGGAACACCAGGAUCUAUUGACAGCCUCCAAAUGCCCUUUUGUGGCAGGGCUAUUUCCUCCACUUCCAGAGGAAUCAUCCAAGUCUUCAAAAUUUUCAUCCAUUGGAUCACGCUUCAAGUUACAACUUCAAUCUUUGAUGGAGACCUUGAACUCAAUGGAACCUCACUAUAUCAGAUGUGUGAAGCCAAACAAUGUCCUCAAGCCUGCUAUUUUUGAGAACUUCAACAUAAUACAACAAUUACGUUAUGGUGGUGUUCUUGAGGCGAUUAGGAUCAGCUGUGCUGGAUAUCCUACCAGACAUACAUUUUAUGAGUUUCUUAACCGCUUUGUGGUUCUUGCUCCUGAUGUUUUGGAAGGAAACUCUGACGACAAGGUUACAUGUCAAAUGAUCCUUGAUAAGAUGGGAUUGACUGGUUAUCAGGUAGGCAAGACAAAGGUCUUCCUAAGAGCUGGUUAGAUGGCCGAGUUGGAUGCUAGAAGAGCAGAGGUACUUGUAAAUGCAGCGAGAACCAUACAGAGGCAAAUUCGUACCCAUAUGGCACGCAAAGAGUUUGUUGCAAUACGUAAAGCUGCUAUUCAAUUACAAUCCUAUGUGCGAGGUGGCAUUGGGUGAAAAAAGUGCUUAUCUAACUUCCCAUCAUUCAUACAUACAUAAAGGAGAGGCAUCAAGGCAUUGGGGAGUGACAACGAAAGUAAAGGCUAUUGUUGAUGCAACUUCUGCUGGCAUCUUCAUUGUCAUCACAAAGUGUGUUCUUCAAGACUUGGUUGGUUUCAACAUUUUACUAAAUUUUGUUAGAAAACUAGUUCUGUUGAUGUAAUGACUUUGUUGGAUAUAUGGAUGAAUGUAUCGGAUUUUAACAUAAAUGAAUGUGUUUUGGAUGUGAUGUCA